Molecule: messenger RNA, 1962 nt
Organism: Ruditapes philippinarum (Manila clam)
Lineage: Eukaryota; Metazoa; Mollusca; Bivalvia; Venerida; Veneridae
Product: arylsulfatase B-like
Exons: 9
Coding region: 154-1647 (497 amino acids)
Source: RefSeq, a predicted model, not a curated record
AUCACUUUAUAUCACAUGGUUUAUAUCAAGCAAUUGACUCCUUCAAUAACAAGGUUGUUUGAUGUUGAACCAGUUAUUCUAAGGACGUACUUGGAUACAAUCAUCAUAUUAAAAUACUCCAUGCAGUGACAAGUGUGUAAUUGAUAGAAGAAUAUGCUCAAGUUUGGAAUUGUGCUGGCAGCGUGUUUACACAUAUGCUUGUGUAAACAGCCAAAUAUUCUGUUAGUGGUCGCUGAUGACUAUGGCUUCCAUGAUAUUGGUUACCAUGGGUCUGAAAUAAAAACACCAAAUUUAGACAAAUUGGCAUUGUCUGGAGUCCGGCUUGAGAACUAUUAUGUACAGCCUAUAUGUACACCAACACGGAGCCAGCUGCUGUCUGGUAGAUAUCAAAUACACACAGGACUCCAGCACGGGAUAAUCUGGCCGGCGUCUCCGAAUGGUGUUCCUCUAGAUAGCCCGUUAAUCAGUGAGAAAAUGAAGGAGGCAGGCUACUCUACACAUGCUGUUGGCAAGUGGCAUGUCGGCUUUUACAAGAAACCUUUUGUACCUACUAGCAGAGGAUUUGAUUCUUAUUUUGGAUAUUUAACAGGCAGUGAGGACUAUUACACACAUUAUAGAUGUUAUAACAAGAUGUGUGGUAAUGAUUUACGUGACAACCUGGAUCCUGCAGAUAUGCAAAAAUAUAAUGGUUCAUACUCUACCCACAUGUUUGCUAACAGAGCCAAAGAUAUAAUACAGAAACAUGAUGAUAGCAAGCCACUGUUUAUGUAUCUACCAUUUCAAGCAGUACACUCACCAUUACAAGUUCCAGAGAAAUAUAUAAAACCAUAUAAACAUAUCCAUGACAGAAAUAGAAGGGUUUAUGCAGGAAUGGUGUCAUGCAUGGACGAGGCUAUUGGAACAAUAACUGAUGCGAUGAAGAAGAAAGGAUUAUGGGAUAACACUAUACUGGUAUUUACCACAGACAAUGGUGGACAGAUUCACGAAGGGGGCAAUAACUGGCCCCUGCGGGGAUGGAAAGCUUCCUUAUGGGAAGGAGGGAUGCAUGGAGUGGGAUUUGUUCACAGUCCGCUGCUUAAUGAAUCUAGGAUUGGGGAAAGAUCCACUGAGCUUAUACAUGUAACAGACUGGUACCCAACACUAGUUAACCUGGCAAGGGGAAGUCUUAAUGGAACCAAACCUCUUGAUGGUUUUGACCAAUGGAAUACAAUCAAUCAAGGGAAAUCAAGCCCAAGAAAGGAAAUUCUACACAACAUAGAUCCACUCUACAAACCCUCGGGACGCCCAUUAUCUAACACGACAUUCGACACUACCAGGAGGGCGGCACUUAGGGUUGGCGAUUGGAAAGUUAUAACUGGAUACCCAGGAAAUGGUAGCUGGGUACCCCCACCUUAUAUGAAUUGCCCAAUAUUCAGUGACCCGAGGGAAAGCAGUUUUAAACCUGACGAUAAAAAUGUAUGGUUGUUCAACAUUUUAAAAGAUCCAAAUGAGAGAGAUGAUUUGUCCGAGACAAAUCCCGACAAAUUAAAAGAAAUGCUUGACAGACUGGCACAAUACGAGAAAACUGCAGUGCCGUGUCGAUACCCUGACAAUGACAAGAGAGCUGAUCCAAAAUACCUUGGUGGCUUUUGGGGACCAUGGGAGUAGGGAUUAAUUUCUAAAUAUAGCACAAGACUAAAAGAUUUUUAGUGCUUAAAUGUAACAUGGAAGUUUAGAUUAAAUCUGGGACAUGAUAUAAUGGGACAAGCAACUACUGACUAGAUAUUGAGUGGUCUUACGUUGACGUCCGGUUGACAGCCAUUGAUCGAUAUGUGCUGUGUUAAAUUAAUAUCUGAGUCCAAUUAUUAUAAAAAAUUUCAAUGAUUAUUCUUCAUAACAUACAUGACAUAAUUUCAAGAUUUGACAUUCAAAAGAAAUGCUAAAAUCUUAUGCCAGCUGGCAUAUAUUUUUUUUAUUACGGAC